Eimeria acervulina is the source of this 313-nucleotide messenger RNA. RefSeq lists its product as hypothetical. The transcript is spliced from 6 exons. The annotation marks the transcript as partial. The record is from RefSeq and is a predicted model, not a curated record. NCBI's taxonomy places the organism in Eukaryota, Apicomplexa, Conoidasida, Eucoccidiorida, Eimeriidae.
GAGCUACGCGGAGUUUGCUGAAGAAAGCAGCAGAGUGCAAGAGGCGAUGUGCCAGCAGAAAUUGAAGGCAGAGGCUCAGCGCCGCCAAGACACGGCUCAAAGCAACCUCAAGUUGGAUCCGUUUCUGGCGGAAGGCCGCCGAGACUUUGUUGAAGGAGACAGCUCCCUUAGCCCGUGGCUGCCUCGACUUCCUACGGGGAGCAUGGGACGCAACCGCGACGGAUUUAAAGGAUAUCCCUUGGAGGUAGGGCUGGGGCUGCCUUUGGGUUUUGAUAACCCGGGGGUUUUCGGAGUGGAUUCCAAAUCAGAGUAG